AUGUUCCUGUGGGACUGGUUCUACGGGGUGCUGGCCUCCCUCGGCCUGUGGCAGAAGGAGGCCAAGAUCCUCUUCCUUGGCCUCGACAACGCCGGCAAGACCACGCUGCUCCACAUGCUCAAGGACGAGCGGUUGGUGCAGCACCAGCCGACGCAGCACCCGACGUCGGAGGAGCUCAGCAUCGGCAAGAUCAAGUUCAAGGCCUUCGACCUCGGCGGCCACCAGAUCGCGCGCCGCGUCUGGAAGGAUUACUACGCAAAGGUUGAUGCUGUAGUAUACCUGGUAGAUGCAUAUGAUAAGGAGCGAUUUGCUGAAUCAAAAAAGGAGCUCGAUGCUCUCCUGUCUGAUGAUUCCUUGGCCAAUGUUCCAUUUCUUAUCCUUGGCAACAAGAUUGAUAUCCCAUAUGCUGCCUCUGAAGAGGAGCUACGGUAUCACCUAGGCCUUAGCAACUUCACAACAGGGAAGGGCAAGGUCAACCUUGGCGACUCCAAUGUCCGGCCACUUGAGGUUUUCAUGUGCAGUGUUGUUCGCAAGAUGGGCUAUGGUGAUGGUUUCAAGUGGGUCUCCCAGUACAUCAAGUAG
Messenger RNA from Miscanthus lutarioriparius, 582 nucleotides. Lineage: Eukaryota; Viridiplantae; Streptophyta; Magnoliopsida; Poales; Poaceae. The record is from the annotation of a GenBank genome assembly.